AUGGAAAGGAGACAAGAAAUACCUCACGAAGGAGCAAUGUGUGAUUUGUUAUGGUCUGACCCUGAUCCAGCUACAAAUGAUUGGAAAUCAAGUCCUCGUGGAGCUGGUCAUGUUUUUGGAGAAAGUAAUGUUGUGAAAUUUAAUCAUGCAAAUAAUAUAGAUUUAAUUUGUAGAGCUCACCAAUUAGUUAAUGAAGGAUAUAAAUGGUGUUUUGAUAAAAAAUUAGUUACUGUUUGGUCUGCACCAAAUUAUUGUUAUCGUUGUACAAAUGAUGCUGCUAUCUUUGUUAUUAAAGGAGAGAAUAAACAAUUCUUAACUUUUAGUGCCUCUUCUGAUCCAAAUAGAGCUGCUGUACCAAAUAUUCCAUUACCCGAAGCAUAUCUUUAA
Entamoeba nuttalli P19 is the source of this 387-nucleotide messenger RNA. Its product is annotated as serine/threonine-protein phosphatase, putative. Gene Ontology annotation, cellular component: cytoplasm; nucleus. The coding region runs from base 1 to 387 and encodes 128 amino acids. The transcript has a single exon. NCBI's taxonomy places the organism in Eukaryota, Evosea, Mastigamoebida, Endamoebidae. The record is from RefSeq and is a predicted model, not a curated record. Gene Ontology annotation, biological process: peptidyl-serine dephosphorylation; double-strand break repair via homologous recombination. Gene Ontology annotation, molecular function: protein serine/threonine phosphatase activity.